Messenger RNA from Perognathus longimembris pacificus (Pacific pocket mouse), 12180 nucleotides. It is a transcript of the gene Dnah7, whose product is annotated as dynein axonemal heavy chain 7. The transcript is spliced from 65 exons. The record is from RefSeq and is a predicted model, not a curated record. Gene Ontology annotation, biological process: microtubule-based movement. The coding region runs from base 106 to 12180 and encodes 4024 amino acids. Gene Ontology annotation, cellular component: dynein complex. Gene Ontology annotation, molecular function: minus-end-directed microtubule motor activity; dynein intermediate chain binding; ATP hydrolysis activity. NCBI's taxonomy places the organism in Eukaryota, Metazoa, Chordata, Mammalia, Rodentia, Heteromyidae.
CACACCGCACACCAGAGGGCACAUUUGUGGUCCCCGGGGUCCGAGAGGACCGACGAGGAAGAGGAGCCAAGAGCCGCCCGGGGUGGCCAGUGAGUUCUCGCAGCCAUGAACAACGGGAAGGAUAAGGCACCCAGCAAAGAAAAAUCCAAGGUGCCAGUAAGAUUCCAGACACCGUUGUCGACGGAUAAACCAGCCAGCAAAGACAAGUCCAAGGCACCAGCCGGGAUUCUGCCACAGUUGUCCGUGGCGAGUACAAAGCCCCAGUGGCAGCAGACCCCACCUUCAUUCCACUUGAAUAUAAAGCAGGAUGAAGAGAUUCUAGAACCUUUUACUCUCAAAAAUGAGCAAUCUUAUGCUGAAUAUAUUGAACACCUUGGAAAAAAAGGCAAAUUACUAGACCAAACUGAUGAUAGUCAAGCUGGGCCAUCAACUUCUAAAGCAAAGGUCAAAUCGCCACAUAAAGAACGAGAAAAUUUUAGAAGUACUCUUGUUAAUGUUAUUAUGCAACAAGGUGCUGAUUUAGACUUAGAUGACCUUGAUGAAAGCAAACUUUCAAAAAUGACCACUUCUGCCAUAGAGAAAGACAUCUUGAGGUAUUACUAUUAUAUUCACCAUGGAAUUGACACUGACCAUGUAGCCCCAAUGGAAGAUUCUUGGCUGGAACAUGUAUUGAAUUUAGUUCCACAGCAUCUUAAGGUUCUCACUGACAGCAUAAUUGUAUUAUCGGAUGAAAUGAGAGAUGAUUAUCUUCUUAGUGUAAAGAAAUCUAUAGUUGAUUUUGUUCUAAAGGAUCCUAGAGAAAAAGAGGAUGACAAAAAGACAGAUGAACUUCCACCCCAUCGUGCUGAAAUGGAAGUUCUGCCAAAGCCUUGGAGGAGGUCGUUUUUGUCUGCAUACAGUUACAUUAGGGAGCACUUGAAUGCGAUGAACCCCACCAUGCUGGCUGUGCUGGAUCUAUGGCACAGUACAUUUAAAAAAUUACGCUUAAUCGAUAUAGAAGAAUUUCAUAAUCGCCAGGAUUCAUUAGAGCUGUCCACUUUUCAGAACCUUGUCAUGAAACACAUGGAAUCAGCAAAAGAGACUCUACUUAAAACGUGGUUUCCAGAAGUGCAGAAUAUUUAUUACCAAGGUAAUAAAAGAAGGCAAUUGCCAACUAGUGACAACAGUUCCAAAUUGGAAUCUUUUUUCAACUGUGCAGCUACCCUCAUGACUUUACAGCUGCAGGAACUGACUUUGGUCUCCAUGCAAGAUUUCACAGACUUAAUUGCACAGCCCCCAGAAUCUGUGAGAGCUUUUGAGCAUCCUGGUUUUAUCAUGAGGCUGAUUCUUGACAUUGACACCAUUAAGUUUGAACCUGAUUUUAAUGACUAUAUAGAUAUCCUCAUAAAUGUUUAUGAGGUCAUGAUUAAGGCUGUCAGUUUUGUGCCACGAGUUGAAACCAAAUUGUAUUCCAAGUGGGAAAGCAAAUCCAAGCCAACAACCUUGAAGCCCAUAAUUCUGGAUGACAUUGUAAAGGCGCACAAAGAAAAGAUUCAAGAGGUAGUCAUGAAAGAGAGUGCGGGGCCUAUAGAACACCUCAAACUCUAUGACAAGUAUAAUUUUUUAAUUACUAAACAAGCUGAGAAAGAUGUUGAUGCGUUCCUGGCAGAAAAUCAUAAUUAUGAAGCUAUAAUAGAGGAAAUUCGCAAAUACCAACUGUUAGCAGAGGAAAUACAGUUCACGUCUAGAAAGACUGUUCGUUUAGGAAUGUUUGAAAUGCACUGUGAGGAAUUAAUCCGAGCUCUGGUGAAGCGAGCAGAUGUUAUUUGUGGGAGACUUAUUGCUAGAAUGUUCCGGAACCAUCAGGAAGUAAAUACAAGAUUAUGUGAAGAAUUUGAGAGCAUAGCAGAAAAAGCUCUCAGCACUCCACCAAACACAGCAGAACUAAUGGAAAUGAAGGCCUAUAUUCAAAAAGUGGAGACUACUGACAUGAUUGAACUGGGACAGAGAUUAUUGGAUUCUAAAAACUGCCUCGCCUUCCUCAUUGAGUGUGUCAACUUUUCUCCUGCAGACAUCAGACUGAAUAACAGUGUUUUCCAGUGGUAUUCAAGAAUGGGAGAGAUUUUUGAAGAACACAGAAAAAUCAUUAAGGAGAAAACAGAACAAUACCAAGAAGGUCUUAAGUUACGGUGUGACCGGUUUGUGGAAGAGCUGGAGAGUUAUGCAAAACAGUCAGAAGAAUUUUAUACAUUUGGCGAUAUCCAGGAUGUGCCACGGUAUCUGAAAAAAGCCCAGACCCUGAAUGGCAAGUUGGAUAUUGCAGCAGACAAGAUUGAACAGUUUAAUACUGAGGAGGAGGCGUUCGGCUGGGUGCCAUCCGUCUAUCCUCAGCGUAAAAAAAUCCAGGACAGUUUGAACCCCUAUCUUCGUCUCUACGAAACGAUCGUCGAAUUCAGCACCAAACACCGAGCAUGGACCGAAGGUCCGUACCACAAGGUGAAUCCCGACCAAGUGGAAACCGACGUGGGAAACUACUGGCGGGGGCUCUACAAGCUGGAGAAAACCUUCCACGACUCUCCAAACGCUCUGGCGAUGACCAAAAAAGUGCGCGCCAAGGUGGAAGAGUUCAAGCAGUACAUCCCGCUCAUCCAGGUCAUCUGCAACCCGGGGCUGCGCGCCCGUCACUGGGAAGCCAUGUCGGCCAUCGUGGGCUACCCGCUGCUGCCGGCCGACGACUCCACCGUCUUCUCCUUCCUGGACAUGCACCUGGAGCCCUACUUGGACCGCUUUGAGGGCAUCAGUGAGGCAGCCAGCAAAGAAUAUUCUCUCGAAAAGGCCUUGGAGAAGAUGGUUAGCGAAUGGGACUCGAUGGAAUUUGUCAUCCAUCCGUACCGAGAAAGCGGGACGUUUAUUCUGUCCUCCGUGGAUGAAAUCCAGAUGUUGCUGGAUGACCACAUUAUCAAAACACAAACCAUGCGCGGCUCUCCUUUCAUCAAGCCUUAUGAAAAGCAAAUGAGGGAAUGGGAAGCCAAGCUCCUUCUUCUUCAGGAGAUCCUGGAUGAAUGGCUGAAGGUGCAAGCCACGUGGCUGUAUCUGGAGCCCAUCUUCAGCUCUCCAGACAUCAUGUCUCAAAUGCCUGAGGAAGGAAGACGAUUUUCAACUGUGGAUAAAACAUGGAGAGAUAUAAUGAAAACUGUUGUACAAGAUAAGCAUGUUCUGUCUGUUGUAACUAUUGAGAAAAUGCUGGAAAGAAUGAAGAAAUCCAAUGAACUUUUGGAACUCAUUCUUAAAGGACUCAAUGAAUAUUUGGAAAAGAAACGUCUCUUCUUCCCCCGAUUCUUUUUCUUGUCCAAUGAUGAACUUCUCGAGAUCCUAUCUGAAACUAAAGAUCCUACAAGGGUGCAACCUCACUUGAAGAAAUGCUUUGAAGGAAUUGCAAGGGUGGAAUUUACAGAAACAUUAGACAUUACUCAUAUGAAAAGCAGUGAAGGAGAGGUGGUGGAGCUCAUAGAGACCAUUUCAACAGCCAAAGCGAGAGGUCAAGUGGAGAAGUGGUUGGUUGAGCUAGAGAGAAUCAUGAUUAGCUCUAUCCACAAGGUAAUUGGAGAUGCAAUUCUGGCGUAUACAAAAGUUGAACGAAUUAAUUGGGUACGAGAUUGGCCUGGACAGACUGUUCUCUGUGUAUCACAAACCUUUUGGACAAAAGAAGUACAAACAGCUAUUCCAAUGGGGCUAGAUUUUCUUCAUAAAUACUUGGAAAAAUGUAACAAACAAAUCGAUGAUAUUGUCACGUUGGUCCGUGGCAAAUUGUCCAAGCAGAAUCGUGUUACUCUGGGAGCCCUGGUGGUACUAGAUGUCCAUGCUAGAGAUGUCCUGGCUGUACUUGUGAACAAGAACGUCACAGAUGACAAUGACUUUGAGUGGUUAAGUCAGCUUAGGUACUACUGGCAAGAAAACCAGUUACAAACAAAGAUGAUCAAUGCUGGUUUGCGAUACGGGUACGAAUAUCUUGGUAACUCCCCUCGGCUGGUGAUUACUCCGCUCACAGAUCGAUGUUACAGAACCUUAUUUGGAGCCCUUCACCUGCACCUUGGAGGAGCACCUGAGGGUCCAGCUGGCACUGGAAAGACAGAAACUACCAAGGACUUAGCAAAAGCUGUGGCCAAACAAUGUGUUGUUUUCAACUGCUCAGAUGGGUUGGAUUAUUUGGCGUUAGGAAAAUUCUUUAAGGGACUGUUAUCUUGUGGAGCCUGGGCUUGCUUUGAUGAGUUUAACAGAAUUGAUUUGGAAGUACUUUCUGUGGUUGCUCAACAAAUCCUUACUAUCCAAAGAGGUAUUAAUGCAGGUUCUGAUAUACUGGUGUUUGAAGGAACUGAGCUAAAGCUGGACCCCACGUGUGCUGUCUUUAUCACAAUGAACCCUGGGUAUGCUGGGCGGUCAGAACUUCCAGAUAAUCUGAAGGCUCUCUUUCGGACAGUAGCAAUGAUGGUCCCUGACUACGCCAUGAUAGCGGAAAUAGUCCUGUACUCCUGUGGGUUUGUCACUGCUCGGCCAUUGUCAGUGAAAAUUGUGGCUACGUAUCGCUUGUGUUCGGAGCAGCUUUCAUCUCAGCAUCACUAUGACUAUGGGAUGCGGGCUGUGAAAUCUGUGCUCACUGCAGCUGGAAACUUAAAGCUGAAAUAUCCAAAUGAAAAUGAAGAAAUUUUGUUGUUCAGAUCUAUUAUUGAUGUAAAUCUGCCAAAAUUUUUGUCCCAUGAUUUACCACUCUUUGAGGGAAUUACUUCGGAUUUGUUUCCUGGGGUGAAACUACCAAAACCAGAUUACAAUGAUUUGCUGGCAGCUAUAAAAGACAAUUGUGCAGCUAUGAAUUUGCAAAUGACCAAAUUCUUUUCUGAGAAGAUUCUUCAAAUCUAUGAAAUGAUGAUUGUGCGCCAUGGUUUUAUGAUUGUUGGAGAGCCAUUUGGAGGAAAAACAAGUGCAUAUCGUGUGUUAGCUGGAGCACUAAAUGAUAUAUGUGAAAAGGGGCUAAUGGAGGAAAACAAGGUUCAAAUAACUGUUCUAAACCCCAAGUCUGUCACAAUGGGCCAGCUGUAUGGCCAGUUUGAUUUGGUGUCCCACGAGUGGUCCGAUGGGGUCCUUGCUGUCAGUUUUAGAGCAUUUGCCUCAUCUGCGACUCCAGAUAGGAAGUGGCUAAUUUUUGAUGGACCAGUGGAUGCUGUGUGGAUUGAAAAUAUGAAUACUGUGCUAGAUGACAACAAAAAGCUGUGUCUGAUGAGCGGGGAAAUUAUCCAAAUGUCACCACAAAUGAAUCUGAUUUUUGAACCAAUGGAUUUAGAAGUUGCUUCCCCUGCCACCGUGUCCAGAUGUGGCAUGAUCUACAUGGAGCCUCACAUGCUAGGCUGGAGGCCACUGAUGCUGUCCUGGAUCAAUGUCCUACCUGCUUCAGUCAAUGCUAUGCAAAAGGAGUUUAUAGUGGGCUUAUUUGACAGAAUGGUUCCUCUUUCUGUGGAAUUCAUUAGAAGGCAUACAAAGGAAUUAUCUCCUACUUCGGAUACAAACUUGGUCCGAUCCCUAAUGAAUCUGAUAGAUUGUUUUAUGGAUGACUUUGCUGAUGAAGCCAAACAAAAAGACCGAAAUGACCGAGAAGCAUACUCUUUGCUAGAGGGCAUUUUUCUGUUUUCAUUGAUCUGGUCCGUUGGCGCCUCUUGUACGGAUGAGGACCGGGUGAAAUUUAGUAGGAUUCUUCGAGAACUAAUGGAAGGUCCAAUUUCAGACCUUACUCGAAAUAGAUUUAAAUUACAAAGUGGUACAGAAAAUACAUCCACAAAGAAAUUAACUGUCCCAUUUCCUGAUAAAGGAACAAUUUAUGACUACCAGUUUAUCAGUGAGGGACUAGGAAAAUGGGAACCCUGGAUAAAGAAGCUGGAAGAGGCUCCACCAAUUCCCAGAGAUGUGCUAUUUAAUGAGAUUAUUGUGCCAACUCUCGACACAAUCCGGUAUUCUGUAUUAAUGAACCUUUUGACCACACAUCAAAAGCCUUCAAUAUUUGUAGGACCAACAGGAACUGGAAAGAGUGUUUAUAUCAUUAAUUUUCUUUUGAAUCAAAUCCAUAAGGAAAUCUACAAACCUCUCAUAGUAAACUUCUCAGCACAAACUACAGCAGCUCAAACUCAGAAUAUUAUCAUGUCAAAAUUGGACAAAAGAAGAAAGGGAGUUUUUGGUCCUCCUUUGGGCAAGAGAAUGGUAGUCUUUGUAGAUGAUGUCAAUAUGCCUGCUCGAGAAGUCUAUGGGGCCCAGCCUCCCAUUGAGUUACUUAGACAAUGGUUAGAUCACUGGAACUGGUAUGAUCUCAAAGAUUGUUCUAUGAUCAAACUAGUGGACAUUCAGAUCAUGUGUGCUAUGGGACCUCCAGGUGGUGGUCGAAAUCCAGUAACUCCUCGAUAUAUGAGACAUUUCAAUAUUAUAACAAUCAAUGAGUUUAGUGAUAAAUCCAUGUUUACAAUCUUCUCUAGAAUCUUAACCUGGCAUUUAAAAAUCUGUUAUAAAUUUCCAGAAGAUUUUCUAGAUCUGACCACACAAAUUGUAAAUGGCACCAUGAUUUUGUAUAAAGAUGCAAUGAAGAAUCUCUUGCCUACUCCAGCCAAAUCUCACUAUCUGUUCAAUCUUCGUGACUUCUCACGUGUCAUUCAAGGUAUUUGCUUGUCAAGACCAGAAACAGCAGAAAAUAAAGAAGUGAUAAAACGUCUUUGGGUUCAUGAGGUCCUGAGGGUUUACUAUGACCGCCUUCUGGAUAAUGCAGACCGAAGUUGGCUUGUUAACUACAUACAAGAUGUUCUGAAGAACUAUAUGUAUGAAGAUUUUCAUGAGCUUUUUAAAAGUUUAGAUUUUGAUGCUGAUGGAGUGGUGGAAGAAGAUGACCUAAGAAGCCUGAUGUUUUGUGAUUUCCAUGAUCCCAAGAGGGAAGAUAUCAGCUACCGAGAAGUAAAAAAUGUGGAUGCUCUUCGAGUAAUAGUAGAGUCUCACCUGGAGGAGUACAACAACAUGAGCAAAAAGCCCAUGAACCUUGUCCUAUUCCGAUUUGCCAUAGAACACAUCAGCAGAAUUUCUAGGAUCUUGAAACAGCCCAGAAGCCAUGCCCUCCUGGUUGGAGUUGGGGGCAGUGGAAGGCAGUCUGUUACCAGAUUAGCAGCCCACAUGGCUGAUUACUCAGUUUUUCAGGUUGAAAUCUCCAAGGGCUAUGGUACCAAUGAGUGGCGUGAAGACUUAAAAGUGAUCUUAAGAAAAUGUGCUGAAAGUGACAUGCAUGGUAUCUUCCUAUUUACAGAUACUCAGAUUAAAAGAGAAUCAUUCCUAGAAGAUGUCAACAAUCUGCUAAAUGCUGGGGAGGUCCCAAAUCUCUUUGCAUUAGAUGAGAAGCAAGAUAUCUGUGAGAAGAUGCGUCAGUUAGAUCGCCAGCGAGAUAAAACUAAACAAACAGAUGGGAGCCCCAUAGCUCUUUUCAAUAUGUUCAUUGAACGUUGUCGCAACCAACUGCAUGUGGUUCUUGCCAUGAGUCCCAUUGGGGAUGCAUUUAGGAAUCGGCUUAGAAAGUUCCCUGCUCUUGUUAACUGCUGCACCAUUGACUGGUUUCAGUCAUGGCCUGAAGAUGCUUUGGAGGCAGUGGCCUCACGAUUCUUAGAAGAAAUCGAAAUGUCCGAGGAAAUUCGAGAAGGCUGCAUCGACAUGUGUAAAAGCUUCCACACAUCCACCAUCAAUUUAUCAGCAUCCUUCCAUUCUGAACUUCAAAGAUACAAUUAUGUGACCCCCACCUCUUAUCUUGAACUGAUCUCCACCUUCAAAGUACUGUUAGAAAAGAAGAGAAGCGAGGUGAUGAAGAUGAAGAAGAGGUACGAGGUGGGUUUGGAUAAGCUGGAUUCUGCCUCAUCUCAGGUAGCCACGAUGCAGCUGGAGUUGGAGGCCCUGCAUCCUCAAUUAAAAGUCGCCAGCAAAGAGGUUGAUGAAAUGAUGGUAAUUAUCGAGAAGGAGUCGGUGGAGGUUGCCAAAACUGAAAAAGUAGUGAAAGCCGAUGAAACAGUGGCGAACGAGCAAGCCAUGGCUGCCAAAGCGAUCAAAGACGAGUGUGAUGCUGACCUGGCCGGGGCCUUGCCAAUCCUGGAGUCUGCGCUGUCUGCGCUGGAUACCCUGACUGCCCAGGAUAUCACAGUGGUCAAAUCCAUGAAGAGCCCCCCAGCUGGUGUUAAGCUUGUCAUGGAAGCCAUAUGUAUCUUGAAAGGCAUCAAGGCAGACAAAAUCCCUGACCCAACAGGUUCAGGAAAAAAGAUGGAAGAUUUUUGGGGCCCAGCCAAGAGACUUCUUGGGGACAUAAGGUUUCUACAGUCGCUUCAUGAGUAUGACAAAGACAAUAUUCCUCCAGCUUACAUGAAUAUCAUAAGAAAAAACUACAUUCCAAAUCCAGAUUUUGUUCCUGAGAAGAUCAGAAAUGCAUCCACUGCUGCCGAAGGCCUGUGCAAAUGGGUCAUAGCAAUGGAUUCCUACGAUAAAGUGGCAAAAAUAGUAGCUCCCAAGAAGAUAAAACUAGCUGCAGCCGAAGGGGAGCUCAAAAUUGCCAUGGACGGUCUCAGAAAGAAGCAAGCAGCCCUUAAAGAAGUUCAGGACAAACUGGCCAGGCUUCAAGACACACUCGAGUUAAAUAAGCAAAAGAAAGCUGACUUGGAAAACCAGGUUGACUUGUGCAGCAAAAAACUGGAAAGAGCUGAGCAGUUGAUUGGAGGCUUGGGAGGUGAGAAGACUCGGUGGAGUCACUCAGCUCUGGAGCUUGGGCAGUUGUACAUCAACCUGACAGGUGACAUCCUCAUUUCCUCUGGAGUCGUUGCUUACUUGGGAGCCUUCACAUCCAGCUACAGACAGAACCAAACCAAAGAAUGGACAAGUUUGUGCAAAGGAAGAGACAUCCCCUGCUCAGAUGAUUAUUCUCUUAUGGGUACCCUGGGAGAAGCUGUGACAAUUCGAGCUUGGAAUAUUGCUGGAUUACCUUCUGACUCAUUUUCCAUUGAUAAUGGAAUCAUCAUAAUGAAUGCAAGAAGGUGGCCUCUAAUGAUAGAUCCUCAAGGUCAGGCUAAUAAGUGGAUCAAGAACAUGGAGAAAACCAAUAGUCUUCAGCUAAUUAAAUUUAGUGACCCUGACUAUGUCAGGACUCUGGAAAACUGCAUUCAGUUUGGUACUCCUGUACUGCUAGAAAAUGUUGCUGAAGAACUAGAUCCUAUUUUGGAACCUCUUCUACUGAAGCAGACUUUUAAGCAUAGUGGAAGUUUGUGUAUCCGACUCGGGGACUCCACAAUUGAAUACUCUCCUGACUUCCGCUUCUAUAUCACUACGAAGCUGCGAAACCCUCAUUAUCUUCCUGAAACCUCAGUGAAGGUAACAUUGUUGAACUUCAUGAUAACUCCAGAGGGAAUGCAAGACCAGCUCUUAGGAAUAGUGGUGGCACGAGAAAGGCCAGACCUUGAAGAAGAAAAGCAAGCCUUGAUACUACAAGGAGCAGAAAACAAAAGGCAGUUAAAAGAAAUAGAAGACAAGAUUUUAGAAGUUCUUUCAUCUUCAGAAGGCAAUAUAUUAGAAGAUGAAACUGCUCUUAAGAUAUUAUCUUCCUCUAAGGCCUUGGCUAAUGAGAUUUCUCAAAAGCAGGAAGUGGCGGAAGAAACAGAGAAAAAGAUCGAUACCACCCGCAUGGGCUACCGGCCCAUUGCCAUCCAUUCCUCCAUCCUGUUUUUUUCUAUUGCUGAUUUAGCCAACAUUGAGCCUAUGUAUCAGUAUUCACUAGUCUGGUUUAUUAACCUAUUUAUCCUAUCCAUUGAAAAUUCAGAGAAAUCAGAGGUGUUACAAAAUAGGCUUCAGAUUCUCAAAGACCACUUUACUUACUCACUGUAUGUGAAUAUCUGCCGGUCACUCUUUGAAAAGGACAAGCUGCUCUUCUCCUUCUGCCUCACUGUGAAUCUGCUGAUCCAUGACAAUGCGAUUAAUAAAGCUGAAUGGCGAUUUCUGCUCACUGGAGGAAUUGGGCUAGAUAAUCCUUAUACCAACCCUUGUACGUGGCUUCCUCAGAAGUCCUGGGAUGAGAUAUGCCGCUUAGAUGACUUGCCUUCCUUCAGGAGCAUUCGCAAGGACUUUGUGCGCUUAAAGGAUGGGUGGAAAAUUGUGUAUGAUAGUUUGGAUCCACACCAUGAGUUAUUCCCUGAGGAAUGGGAAGAUAAAGCAGAUGAGUUUCAAAGGAUGCUCAUCAUUCGUUGCUUAAGGCCAGACAAGGUCAUUCCAAUGCUGCAAGAAUAUAUAAUCAGCAAAUUGGGGCGUGCAUUUAUUGAGCCACCUCCGUUUGAUUUAUCCAAGGCAUUUGGAGACAGUAACUGUUGUGCACCACUGAUUUUCAUCCUCUCUCCUGGAGCAGAUCCCAUGGCUGCCCUUCUAAAAUUUUCUGACGACCAGGGAUAUGGAGGCUCAAAACUUAGCUCUUUAUCUCUUGGUCAAGGCCAAGGGCCUAUUGCUAUGAAGAUGGUAGAAAAAGCUGUCAAAGAAGGAACAUGGGUGGUUCUUCAGAACUGCCACCUUGCCACCUCUUGGAUGCCAACCCUGGAGAAAGUCUGUGAGGAGUUAAGCCCAGAAACAACACAUCCUGAUUUCCGACUUUGGCUGACAAGUUACCCAUCUCCAAAUUUCCCCGUGUCCGUACUGCAGAAUGGCGUGAAAAUGACCAAUGAAGCACCAAAAGGUUUACGGGCUAAUAUCAUCCGAUCAUACCUCAUGGACCCGAUCUCUGACCCUGAGUUCUUUGGCAGCUGCAAAAAGCCUGAGGAAUUUAAGAAGUUGCUUUAUGGCCUCUGUUUCUUUCAUGCUUUAGUACAAGAGAGACGGAAAUUUGGACCACUGGGAUGGAAUAUUCCUUAUGAAUUCAAUGAGACUGAUCUGAGAAUCAGUGUACAACAGCUCCACAUGUUCCUGAACCAGUAUGAGGAAUUGCCGUAUGAUGCCCUGAGGUACAUGACUGGCGAAUGCAACUAUGGGGGCCGGGUGACGGAUGACUGGGAUAGGCGCACCCUGCGCAGUAUUCUGAACAAAUUCUUCAAUACAGAACUUGUCCAAAAUCCAGACUACAAAUUUGACUCAAGUGGAAUCUAUUUUGUCCCUCCUUCUGGAGAUCACAAAAGCUACAUUGAAUACACGAAGACUCUGCCAUUGACCCCAUUACCAGAAAUCUUUGGGAUGAAUGCCAAUGCAGAUAUCACUAAAGAUCAGUCAGAAACUCAACUGCUGUUUGAUAACAUUCUUCUUACACAGUCCCGAUCAUCAGGAGCUGGUGCAAAGUCAUCCGAUGAAGUAGUAAAUGAGGUCGCCAGUGACAUCUUGGGCAAACUUCCAAACAACUUCGAUGUUGAGGCUGCAAUGAGGAGAUACCCAACAACUUACACCCAGAGCAUGAACACUGUGUUGGUCCAGGAGAUGGGUCGAUUCAACAAAUUGCUGAAGACCAUAAGAGACUCAUGUAUUAAUAUCCAAAAAGCAAUCAAGGGGCUUGUGGUGAUGUCUUCAGAGCUUGAAGAAGUGGUGAGCAGCAUUCUGAAUGUCAAGAUUCCAGGAAUGUGGAUGGGUAAAUCCUACCCAAGUCUUAAACCACUUGGCAGCUACGUGAAUGACUUCCUCGCAAGACUAAAAUUCUUGCAGCAAUGGUAUGAAACCGGCCCUCCUGCAGUCUUCUGGCUCUCUGGCUUCUUCUUCACACAAGCCUUCUUGACUGGUGCCCAGCAGAAUUACGCCAGGAAACACACAAUUCCCAUCGAUCUUCUUGGCUUUGAUUAUGAAGUAAUGGAAGACAAAGAGUACAAGACUGCCCCUGACGAUGGAGUUUAUAUUCAUGGAUUAUUUCUCGAUGGGGCUUCCUGGAACAGGAAAACAAAGAAACUUGCAGAAUCAUACCCCAAAGUUCUUUAUGACACAGUGCCUGUGAUGUGGCUAAAGCCCUGUAAGAGGACGGAUAUAACAAAACGCCCAAGUUACAUUGCUCCGUUAUAUAAGACGAGUGAGCGGAGAGGAACGCUAUCCACGACAGGCCAUUCCACGAAUUUUGUGAUUGCUAUGAUUCUUCCCUCUGACCAACCAAAGGAGCAUUGGAUUGGAAGGGGCGUAGCACUAUUAUGUCAACUGAACUCAUAA